Messenger RNA from Danio rerio (zebrafish), 5291 nucleotides. RefSeq names its product membrane-associated ring finger (C3HC4) 6 (gene marchf6). Lineage: Eukaryota; Metazoa; Chordata; Actinopteri; Cypriniformes; Danionidae. The record is from RefSeq and is marked validated. Gene Ontology annotation, cellular component: endoplasmic reticulum membrane. Gene Ontology annotation, molecular function: ubiquitin protein ligase activity; zinc ion binding.
CAGUAAUGUAGUCGGCCAACAAGUAGCUGGAUCAGCGCUAUCCGCGAGCACUACACAAAGAAAAGGCUUCCAGUCCGGGGUUAUGCGGCGUUCAUGCUUGGAUCGAUGUCGUCAUGCUGUAUUUUAGCCUGGUUGUGAGCUGAUAAUUGUGUUUUGUUUCGCGGCGAGUGUUAUGUGUUGACUGUAAAGAGGACAGUGCGUCACCGUUCAAGAUGGACACUGCCGAAGAAGCUGAUAUAUGUAGGGUGUGUCGAUCUGAGGGAACCCAAGACAAACCCCUCUACCAUCCCUGUGUGUGUACUGGAAGUAUUAAGUUCAUCCACCAAGAAUGCUUGGUGCAGUGGCUUAAACACAGCAGAAAAGAAUACUGCGAAUUAUGCAAGCACAGAUUUGCUUUCACGCCAAUCUACUCUCCAGACAUGCCUUCACGGCUCCCAGUGCAGGACAUUUUCGCAGGACUGGUCACCAGUAUAGGCACAGCAAUCCGAUACUGGUUUCAUUACACGCUUGUUGCCUUUGCUUGGCUGGGGGUUGUACCAUUAACAGCAUGUCGCAUCUAUAAGUGUCUGUUCACUGGAUCUGUAAGCUCGCUCCUGACUCUGCCAUUAGACAUGCUCUCCACAGAGAACUUGUUGGCCGACUGCCUGCAGGGCUGCUUUGUGGUGACCUGCACCCUCUGCGCCUUCAUCAGUCUGGUGUGGCUGCGGGAGCAGAUUGUUCACGGUGGAGCCCCUUUAUGGUUGGAGCAGAACCAGCAGCAACCUGCCAAUGCCGCAGGACCGCCCAAUGAGGCCCCUGGCCAGGGUAAUGGUGGUGCUGAGAACCAGCCCAUGCCAGCUCCGGCUGAACCUCCAGCAGAAAACGCUGCAGCUGCUGAGGCUCCUGACCUCCCCGCUGAUCCUGCUGAAGAGAUGGAGCUUGAUAAUGAGGAUGAGGAUGAUGGAGGAGCUGAAGAUGUGGCAGAUGCUAACAAUGGAGCACAAGAUGAUAUGAACUGGAAUGCUCUGGAAUGGGACCGUGCAGCUGAAGAGCUCACUUGGGAAAGGAUGCUUGGGCUUGAUGGGUCUCUGGUUUUCCUGGAGCAUGUGUUCUGGGUGGUCUCACUCAACACUCUCUUCAUUUUGGUGUUUGCUUUCUGCCCCUACCACAUUGGCCACUUCUCAGUGGUUGGACUUGGUUUUGAAGAAUAUGUUCGUGCUUCACACUUUGAGGGGCUCAUCACCACUAUUGUCGGAUAUGUCCUCUUAGCCAUCACACUCAUUGUGUGUCAUGGAUUAGCAGCGCUGGUGAGAUUUCAAAGAUCACGCCGCUUGUUAGGCGUUUGCUACAUAGUUGUAAAGGUGUCUCUUCUAGUAGUCGUAGAGAUUGGUGUGUUCCCCCUCAUCUGCGGCUGGUGGCUUGAUAUCUGCUCUUUGGAAAUGUUUGAUGCUUCAUUAAAAGACAGAGAGUUGAGUUUCGAGUCAGCACCAGGUACCACUAUGUUUCUUCAUUGGCUGGUGGGGAUGGUCUACGUCUUCUAUUUUGCAUCUUUUAUUCUUCUACUUCGAGAGGUACUGAGGCCUGGAGUAUUAUGGUUUCUCAGAAAUCUGAAUGAUCCAGAUUUCAACCCUGUGCAGGAAAUGAUUCACCUGCCAAUAUACAGACACCUGAGACGAUUCAUAUUAUCUGUGGUUGUGUUUGGCUCAAUUGUUCUUCUCAUGUUGUGGCUUCCUAUCCGGAUAAUCAAGCACAUCUUUCCUUCAUUUCUACCCUACAAUGUGAUGCUUUACAGUGACGCUCCAGUGAGUGAGUUGUCUCUGGAGCUGCUGUUGUUGCAGGUCGUUCUUCCUGCACUGUUGGAACAAGGACACACACGGCAGUGGCUCAAAGGUCUAGUGCGAGCCUGGACCGUGACCGCUGGAUACUUGCUUGAUUUGCACUCGUACUUGCUGGGAGACCAGGAAGACAACGAGAACAAUGCCAACCAGCAAGCCAACAACAAUAACCAACAGGCCCGUAACAAUGCUAUUCCUGUGGUGGGAGAAGGGCUGCACGCUGCCCACCAGGCUAUACUGCAGCAGGGCGGCCCGGUAGGAUUCCAACCCUAUCAUCGGCCUAUGAAAUUUCCUCUAAGGAUUGUCUUGCUGAUAUUGUUCAUGUGUGUGACGCUACUUUUGGCCAGUUUAGUGUGUCUUACGUUACCAGUAUUUACAGGACGCUGGCUGAUGUCCUUCUGGACGGGCAGUGCUAAGAUCCACGAGCUGUACACUGCAGCAUGUGGCCUCUAUGUGUGCUGGCUCUCCAUCAGAGCGAUCACCGUACUGCUGGCCUGGAUGCCUCAGGGUCGCAGAGUCAUCCUGCUCAAGAUUCAGGAGUGGACCCUCAUGAUUAUGAAGACCCUGAUUGUGGCUGUGCUGUUGGCUGGAGUGAUUCCUCUGCUCUUGGGACUGCUGUUUGAGCUGGUGAUUGUAGCUCCUCUCAGAGUGCCGCUGGAUCAGACUCCUUUGUUCUACCCCUGGCAGGACUGGGCUUUAGGAGUGCUUCAUGCCAAAAUCAUUGCUGCCAUCACCCUCAUGGGUCCCCAGUGGUGGCUGAAGACCGUUAUUGAGCAGGUGUAUGCCAAUGGAAUCCGGAACAUUGACCUUCAUUUCAUCAUCAGGAAGCUAGCGGCUCCGGUCAUUGCUGUAUUGCUGCUGUCUCUCUGCAUCCCUUAUGUGAUUGCUGUGGGCAUCGUGCCCCUGCUUGGGGUCACGAUGGAGAUGCAGAAUCUUGUGCAGAGGAGAAUCUACCCCUUUCUCCUUAUGGUGGUGUUUCUGAUGGGGAUCCUCUCUUUUCAAAUCCGACAAUUCAAGCGCCUUUAUGAGCACAUCAAGAAUGACAAGUACCUGGUUGGACAGAGACUAGUGAACUAUGAACGGAAAGCUGGCAAAGCCAGUGCCAGCACACACAGCAGUUCAGUUCAGGAGUAAAGAGUUGGAUUGAGCAUGUGCAAAUGACUGAAUGAGCCUUUCUCUCCUGCUCCCUGUGCUUACCUGUGAUGUGUACAUUCAAACAUCCAUCACAUUCACUAAAAGACUCCACAAACGAACCUCUGGUCUCUCUGAGCCUGCCAGCAAAAAGGGGCGAAAGAGCCAUGUACAUAAACAGGCCGGCAGCCAACCAACCAUGGAUUUAAAAAAACAAUGUCUCACUCCUAAAAAAAGAAAAAAAAAAUGAAGUAUGUGUAUUAAUUUAUUAAAUCUAGUUGUUACUUUGUUUGUGCUAAGACUCGACCCUCUUGGGUCUUUCAUCACCCCUCAUGGAGAGGCCGGUCAGACUUCAGGUCUCUGAACAAACGUCUGGGUCAUAAUGGAGCUGGACUGUCGCAUUAGUACUUUUGUUUUUUUAUUUAUUAGUUCUGAGUUUUCAAUGAAAUUAUAUGAUCUUUAAGUUUUCAAAUGAGAGGCUUUUGUUGAUUUGAUGCUAUGGAUAGUGUGUCUUACGUUAAUUUCCCAAUGCUUUACCCUCUCUGAUAUUAUGUGCAGAGCUGAUGAGGCGGGGUUUAAUGGUUAAGCCACACUCAUACACUUCCGGUCACAUGGGAAAGAGGGAAUUUCAUUCAGCAGCAGUUUGCGCGGGACUGUUGUUGACCAGUUUAAGAAUAUUGAAGCACAGAGUCAGUAUCUAGCAGCCGAACGCCUAGAUUGCCGGUAGUGUUUAUGGCUCACAGUGAGCUGCAAAGCCUACCUCUGUCUGCUAGCUCUUCUUUAACUCUGGAAAAAGUCCUUUGAGUAGCUUAGAAGAGUGCUAAUCGUGUCAGUGGUUGAGCUAGCAUAUUUGUUUGCUGUUCAAGUUGAUAUUGACCGUUGUAUGUCCGUCUCGUUCUCAGCAUGGCCUACUCAACACUUUCUCAUUAACGUAACACUGGCACGUACACAAGUUGCACUUUUUUAGAAAUUAAAAAAUAAAAGAAAAGAGAAGCAUCUUUUAAGAGCAGCAAUAGUUCGGAAACCCUUUAGACCAAAUUUUUUAACUCGCUAUAAUUCAUCAAACUGAUCAAAUCGGCUGAAGUGUAUGGUUUAUUAUGAGUCUUGGUGGGAGAGGCAUCUGUUUUAUGUCUGUAGAUAAAGAGGAGAUCCACAACACACAUUUGUAAAUAAUGUAACUUUACGAUUGUUCGUAGCAGAGUAUUUUUUUUUUCUUCAUUUCAGGUUUGCUGCGUCUGUUACGAGUUCACGAUUCCCUGAAGGGUUUGUCUCAGACGGCUUUAGACAUAGUGUUAAUCAGCGCUGAGAUUCUAUAAGUGACCUUAUAGUAUCUUAUUACACUGAAACUGAUACUGUAUGCUUCUUGAUAGCUUGCGCUCCUCUGGAAGGCAAAUGUUCUAUUUUUAUAUGUGCAACUAGUGACACCGUUUUCAUCUUUGAUCGUCCAUCGAUUUGAUUUCCUCUCAAGUUUUUUGUUUUGUUUUCCUGAGGUCAGCUAGAAUCCAGGUUAAGGUAGUGGUCCAGAACUAAACUCCUUUGUUUGUCUGGUUUACUAAGCCUUUUCUUUUUUCAUAGCAUGUUUGUGUGAGAAAUAUUCAGUAUUCUGAAUGUUUUCAAACCUUCUGCUGGGAGGCUCUCGCUGUAACAAUUACAUCCUCAAAAAGGCAGACCUUUUUUUUUUUGUUUGUUUUUUGAAAACUUUUAUUACAAAUAUUAAAUCACAAAGUGUGGUAUGCACUGUGCGUUUGUGUCGUCUUUAAUCAAUUUUGGAAUAGUUAGUGUACAUAUUUUGAACAAUUGAAUGAGAUACUCAGGGUUUACAUUAGCGGCCUCUUGAUGGUACCUGGUUUGACCUCAUUUUGCCUGACUGAUUCUGUAUGCUGUAGAGUCAACAAGGAGCUGCAAAUAUUCCACUGAGAUUUUGCUCCAUUUUGACAUGAAAGUGUCACGCGGUAGCUCCAGAUUCACAAAAUGGACACUGUGGUCAUAGAGAGCUGGACAUGGACAGCAAUACUCUGGCUGUGGUGUUUACAGUCCACACUGUAAAAAAUCCUGGGUUCCACACAAUUCAUUUGUGUUGGGAUGACAUGACAAAAUUAAGUUGGCUCAUCAUUUUUACAAAUUUAAAGAAAUCGAACAUAAAAUCAAAUAUAAAAAAAUGAACAUUAAGUUGUCUCAAGAAAAAAACUCAAGAAUUAUGUUUUCGGCUCAUUUAAAAUUAGUAUUUUGAAAAAACAGCAAGCAAUAUUUAUUUUGUUACUAUGUUUUUUUUUUCGCUAACUCAGAUUGCUAUACUUAAAAUGUUUCAUUCGUAUGUAAAAUGUAUAUAAAUAUACUGAAAAAAAA